Molecule: messenger RNA, 1314 nt
Organism: Trichoderma virens Gv29-8
Lineage: Eukaryota; Fungi; Ascomycota; Sordariomycetes; Hypocreales; Hypocreaceae
Exons: 6
Coding region: 1-1314 (437 amino acids)
Biological process (GO): DNA-templated transcription
Cellular component (GO): nucleus
Molecular function (GO): DNA binding; zinc ion binding
Source: RefSeq, a predicted model, not a curated record
AUGUCGUUUCAGGAGAACUAUCUCUCAGUUCAUUCUAUGGCCUCCCCACCAAACCCAUAUACCCUUCCGCUUUCCAACUUUCCAGCGUUGUAUUUUGUCGAUCCAUCUGUCUUUCAUAAUCAUCAUGUUGAGAUACCCAGACCCUCGGACAGCUUACCGAGCUAUGUUGCCGGAGAGCUCGGCAGCGGCCAGCAGCAGGAACAUAUUGGCCGUCUUUUCUUUCACACUAUCCAUGCAUGGUUCCCCAUGGUUUCCCGAAAACGCUUUUAUGAGGACUUGAAUGUGACCGCUGAAGGUGUCGGUGCUGCUACUGACUUGGGUUCCUUGCUGUUAGGCAUGAAACUAAUGACAUGGCGCCCUCCUUCAUCAGAAGGUGACGCUCCUGUUGGGGAUCGGACAGCUCGUACGGCAACUUACCGCGCGGCAAAACAAUUCAAUUUUGAACUCGAGGCGGCAGGGGUGAUCUCUCUUCGAGUUCUUCAGGGAAUGGUUCUUGUGGCACUCUACGAGAUCGGGCACGCAAUCUAUCCUGCCGCGUUCAUGUCUGUAGCAGCGUGUGUACGGUACGCGCAUGGUCUCGGGAUACAACCUGGAGGAAUGCAGCGGCUGAAACUACCGUUAACGUGGGUGGAAGAGGAGGAACGGAAGAGGGUGUGGUGGUCUGUCUUUUUAUUAGAUCGAUUCGUCGGCGUGACUUCUCCAGGCUGUCCAGCUGCAAUAGAUGAACCUGGGUCAGACAAUCCUCUACCCACAGAUGACGCGCUUUGGGAUGAAGGCGCUACAAAAGUGCCUUGUUCCCCCUUGCUACACAAUCCCGUCAGCAUGGAAUUUGGGAGGUUUGCAUUGUUGAUCCAAGCUUUCGUGCUACUAUCCAAAGUGUCUCGGCUCACGUCUUCGCGAGAUGUCCCACCGCAACUCUUCAAAGACGAGGCACAACAGUUAGAACGCACAGUCAAGGCGCUGCUUUACUUUGGACAGAUGGAGUGCAAGUGGCGAAAUGGGAUGCCGAGCUGUGAGCUUCAUUCAGUCUCCCAGAUCUCCUUGCUAACAAUAUACACCUCUUCAUCGAUUCCCGUGCAAAUGCCAGAUAAUUUUAUAGAAUCUCUUGCCGACGUGUUGGAUAGUUCCAAUUACGAGCAUCUGACUUCGGUCCUACUUUUGAAGAGAGAACGACCUAGCAACGGAGAUUGGAGCGAAACACGGGUAGAGAAGUUAAAGGACGCGUUAAUGUGGUUGAACAAGAGAUGGCAGCUCGCAGGUGUAUUUCGCCAGGCGCUAGAAGCCCAGCAAAUCGCAUUGACGAGAGAAGGUUGA